AUGGUCGUUGCAUUCGCCGAUGUUGCCAAGGCCCCCAAGGAUCUUUUCAAGAAGCCCUUCAAUGCUGGCAAGACCGAUAUUGACAUUAAAUCGGGUAUCUUCACCUUGAAGAACUCCGUUGCCGGCGACAAGCUCAAGAGCGAGCUUGAAUUCAAAGCUGAAGAUGCCCUCCUCGGACUUGGCAAGGGUUUCACUCUUCCUUUGACCAAGAAAUACGACGGCAAGACUGUCAAGCUUGAGUUCAAGAAGGCCUUUGAUAGCAAUGGCAACAAGCUCAAUGUGGACUUCAAUACUAACAUCGUCCCUGAGUCUGCUGCCUACAGCCACACGCUCAAGACGAAGAUCACUGGUGCCAACUUCGUCGCUGGUGUCGACCUCUCUGUCGACAACCCAGCCGGCGCUACCUUCCACGCUUGCACUGCAUUGAAGAACAACACCAUCGGUGUCUCUGGCUCCCUCUCCGACCCCACUGCGCUCAAUUACAUCUAUAGCCCAUGUGGAGGUCUUUUCUUCGAGACCAACUUGAAGAACCACACUCUUCACCUUUACAAGAAGAGCGGUGAUACCGCUGUUGCCACCCGAGUCGGAUUUGCCUGUGGUUCCGCUGACUCUUCUUUCGCCCUUGCCGUCAAGAAGUCCUUGGCUUCCGGCGCAGACCUCUCCAUCAAGGCCGACCAGUCUGGUUCCAUCGAUGUCGCUCACGUUUCCAACCUGAGCGAUGGCGUUAAGAUGACCCUUGGAGCGAACUUCAACUCGCUCAACCUCGCCGCUGCUCCCAAGUUCGGCGCUGGCUUCGAGUUCAACUUCUAA
Molecule: messenger RNA, 810 nt
Organism: Oikopleura dioica
Lineage: Eukaryota; Metazoa; Chordata; Appendicularia; Copelata; Oikopleuridae
Source: the annotation of a GenBank genome assembly